AUGGACAACACGCCCCAAGGUGGAGGCGUGGCACUAUCGAGCAAUUCUAGGGGUAAGGGCAAUGAAGGUAGAAUCGCCAAUGAAAGGCGCAAGGAAUACUUAUUCUUGUUUGAGUUUCCGGGAUACUCUGAAGAUGUGGAGGCCACCAAACUCAUGGACGAGCACGUGUCAACCGAGUACAAAGUUCCACGUUUGGUUGAAGACGAGUUCAAAGAUGUGCCAGAAUCAAGAAUUUCGAAAGAGAGUCCAACUGCUGGAACUGACGCUUCAAAAGUGAACGAAGAAAAUGGCAUAGGAACAAACUCAUCGCUUUUAGCGGCUGGAAAGCUUGACUUGUGGAGUCAAAUAGGGUGGCUCGGGGAAUUGGCAAGAAAGGAGCCGGAUCCAAGUGGAGCCCCGGGGAUUGACGUCGAACUGAUGAUUAACGGACGAGUGAAUACAGAAGUGCCAAUCGGUGAAUCGUCUUCUCACCAAUGUUUGCGUGGCAAAGUCAAGUCAAUUUCGGGCCACCCGCGGAAAGAUCAGAAGCUUCCAACCAAAAUCUCUAUGACUGAACUUUCACUUGGUCGCCUGGUGUCUCUACCAUUUGGAUACCUCCUGUUAGAUUUUAUGAUUAGAGUAAACCCUUCAAUUGAAGUUUUAGGCCUCUCCCGUCCCAUUUUCAGUUGUCCUAAGGUAAUCCCUUACAGUUGGAAUGCUAAGCUUGCAAGAGUUGUAAAGGGUGAAAAACGAACUAGGUAUACAAAGCUUUAUGUUUAUCCUGCUGCCCUAGACGGAGCUCUUUACCUAUUCCUACCUUCUUCUAAUAACAGAGAGCGAAAGACGCUAGGCACACUCUUAUUCGAACAUUGCCAAUCUCUCUUAGCUCCAGAGCCUAUUCUGAUUCAUGCCCUUCCUUCGAGGAGGUGCUAUCGUAUAGAAGAGAAGUCCGCCCCAGUCACUAAACAUAGCUCACCAAGCCUUAGGCUGAGGCGGCGGAAAACGCCCGAUUACGAGAGACGAGAUUCUAUUUAUUUGCAACCACCAGCUUCCCCAAGGAGAAGACCGAGAGAUUGA
Striga asiatica is the source of this 1056-nucleotide messenger RNA. The record is from the annotation of a GenBank genome assembly. Lineage: Eukaryota; Viridiplantae; Streptophyta; Magnoliopsida; Lamiales; Orobanchaceae.